AUGAAGUGUUCACAUAUCGUCAGCGCGCCCAUUUUCUUAUCAGUAGCUGCGGCUGUGUUGCAACCUGUUGCAUGGAAAUCAGAUGAAUUGAUAAAUGACUCGAUCGAUGGCUCAUCACCUUCUUUGAAAGAAAUGUGGGAUGAUUUGUGGCCUUUCCAAGGUAUCAACACAUUUGCCCAUCUUGAUCACCAUAAAUGUUUGCUUGAACCAGGAAAUACCUACGACGUGGCUCUUAUCGGAGUACCUUUUGACACUGCAGUCUCCUAUAGACCAGGGGCUAGGUUUGGUCCCAGAGCUAUCAGAGCAGCCUCUCAGAGACAGACAUCGUUGAGAGGCUACAACCAGAGAGCCAAUUUCAACCCCUAUGCUUCUUGGGCUAAAAUUGUAGACUGUGGAGAUCUUCCAAUAACCCCUAUGGAUAACUCUAUUGCUUUUACCCAGAUGACAAAAGGAUUUGAAGAGUUACUAUUGAGAAGAUCAAGUAACUCAUCGAGUGAGCUACCCCCAAGAUACGUUGCGUUGGGGGGAGAUCAUUCAGUUUUGCUUCCGCAUUUGAGGGCUUUGCAUGAAGUUUAUGGACGUAUCAAUGUCAUUCAUUUCGACGCCCAUUUGGAUACUUGGGCUCCAGACAAGUACCCUUCUUUCUGGCACUCAGACCAAUCUGAAAUAAAUCACGGUUCUAUGCUUUGGAAAGCUCACCACGAAGGGUUGACGUCUCAUCACAAUGUGCAUGCUGGCUUGAGAACAAAGUUGUCUGGCUUGGAAGAUUACGAAGACGAUGAUUCUCAACAUUUUAUCAGAAUAGAUGCGGACGACAUCUGGUUAAAAGGUCCACAGUGGGUGGUACAGAAAAUCUUGGACACCGUGCCUGAUGAUAGUCCUACUUACAUUUCUGUUGACGUUGAUGUUCUCGAUCCUGGUUUCACCAGUGGAACGGGAACCCAAGAACCAGGUGGAUGGUUGCCUAGAGAGCUCCUCCAUGUUCUCAGAAGCAUAGAAGGGUUGACUGUGGUCGGAGGUGAUGUUGUUGAAGUGUCUCCUGCUUUCGAUACCGCCGAAAUUACAUCUACAAAUGGUGCCCAGAUUGCCUUCGAAAUAAUCACCAGUAUGGUCAAGAAGGGUCCUAUUGACCCUGCAAUUGUUAAGAAGAACAAAAAGGAAUUGGUCAAGAUCACUCAUGUAAAUGAACUUGAACAAGAAAAGAAAGAUUUUAUUGACCUUGAAAAGGCUAAGAAAACAAUAGAACAGAAGUUAAAAGAGUUAGACGAACUAAAGUCGGAACUUUCGUCUCAGCUUCUAGAAUUGAGAGAAAUACCAUUUUAG
Molecule: messenger RNA, 1323 nt
Organism: Scheffersomyces stipitis CBS 6054
Lineage: Eukaryota; Fungi; Ascomycota; Pichiomycetes; Serinales; Debaryomycetaceae
Gene: SPB2
Exons: 1
Coding region: 1-1323 (440 amino acids)
Molecular function (GO): metal ion binding; agmatinase activity
Source: RefSeq, a predicted model, not a curated record